This is a messenger RNA of Phycomyces blakesleeanus NRRL 1555(-), 624 nucleotides long. RefSeq lists its product as hypothetical. Gene Ontology annotation, molecular function: GTPase activity; GTP binding. The record is from RefSeq and is a predicted model, not a curated record. The coding region runs from base 1 to 624 and encodes 207 amino acids. The transcript is spliced from 9 exons. NCBI's taxonomy places the organism in Eukaryota, Fungi, Mucoromycota, Mucoromycetes, Mucorales, Phycomycetaceae.
AUGGCAAGCGACAUCGGAAACCCGCUCAAGAAGUUCAAGCUUGUUUUUCUGGGAGAGCAGAGUGUUGGCAAGACCUCGCUUAUCACGCGCUUCAUGUAUGACACAUUUGAUAAUACAUAUCAAGCCACGAUUGGUAUCGACUUUUUAUCCAAAACGAUGUACCUCGACGACCGUACAAUCCGACUUCAGUUGUGGGAUACUGCCGGACAGGAACGGUUCCGCUCCCUGAUCCCAAGCUACAUCCGGGACUCUUCUGUCUGUGUUGUUGUGUACGAUAUCACAAAUCGCAAUUCUUUUCUUAAUACAACAAAGUGGAUUGACGAUGUGAGGGCAGAGAGGGGUACGGAUGUUAUCAUUGUCCUGGUCGGUAAUAAAACAGACCUAAAUGACAAACGGCAAGUCACAGUAGAGGAUGGAGAAAGAAAAGCAAAGGAGUACAACAUUAUGUUUAUAGAGACCAGUGCAAAGGCGGGUUACAAUGUCAAGGCACUCUUUCGGAAGAUCGGCCAUGCAUUACCAGGCAUGGAGAAUACAUUGGAGGACAGCCACAGAGAUCAAUUGACAAAGGUCGAUCUCAAUGAAUCUUCUGCGUACAAAGAAGACAGUAGUUCUUGUGCCUGCUAA